AUGUUCACCCCUCACGCCAAUCGACCCAACAACAACAACCACAUCGUCAUCCCGAGUGGCUCCGACAGCGACGGGUACAGCGACAGCGAACUCAGCGACAUGGAAGUCGAUCCGCCCAGCCGACCGCAACGGGCGGGAUGGGACGCCGCUCCGCCACCAAUGCGCUACCGCCCCUCUCAACCCCCCUACCACACUUCCCUCGAGCAGGAGAAGAAAGUGCGUAGUCGGCUACGAGAGGAACGGCAUGCUGCGUUAUCGGUGUUAACGGAUCGAGAGCUCCUAACGACGCAGGCCCUGGCCGCUCAAGAGACCCUCCCUCAAACCCGCCGCCGCUUUCUCUCCAAACUAAUGGCCCCCGAAGACCCCGCCGUCGCGACCUCCCUGCGCGCCGACCGCUUCAUCAUCCAACACCCCACGACAGCAGGAAUCGGUCUAUCCACAACCUCUUCUUCUUCCGCCGUCGCCGCCGCCGCAACAACAAGGGAAGGGCCCUCAUCACUCACAUCCCCGCGGUCCGGAUCCUCAUCUACGGUGCCGAUGAUGGUGCAGAGAAGUAUUGUUGACGUUCAUGAUGCUGAUGAUGCGGGGUGGCGGAGACCUGAAGGAGGUGUAGGAGGAGGAGGAAGUGGUGGAUCAUCGGGGAUGGGGUCCCCUGCUGGAUCUGGGUCGAGUCGACAGAAGGGGAAAGGGACGACGAGGACGCCGGAUCGGUCGACGAGAGGGUCCGGGGGAGGAACAGGAACAGGGACAGGAUCAGGGUCAGGAAGGAUGAAGACGCCCGGGAGUGCGCGGCGAGAGAGGGAAAGGCGGAGUCGGUGGAGUGGAGCGGAGAGGGAGAGGGAUGAGCGGGAUCGGAUCUCGUCGCCUUGA
This is a messenger RNA of Aspergillus affinis, 870 nucleotides long. RefSeq lists its product as uncharacterized. The record is from RefSeq and is a predicted model, not a curated record. The transcript has 3 exons. NCBI's taxonomy places the organism in Eukaryota, Fungi, Ascomycota, Eurotiomycetes, Eurotiales, Aspergillaceae. Bases 1 to 870 code for a protein of 289 amino acids.